Messenger RNA from Morus notabilis, 1407 nucleotides. RefSeq names its product peptidyl-prolyl cis-trans isomerase FKBP17-2, chloroplastic. Gene Ontology annotation, cellular component: chloroplast. The record is from RefSeq and is a predicted model, not a curated record. Lineage: Eukaryota; Viridiplantae; Streptophyta; Magnoliopsida; Rosales; Moraceae. Bases 110 to 907 code for a protein of 265 amino acids. Gene Ontology annotation, molecular function: peptidyl-prolyl cis-trans isomerase activity. The transcript has 3 exons.
CAUGCAAGGAUAAGGUAGGACCAAUCAUACUUAUAGAAAGUGCUACUUUAUUUUCUUCUCCUUUCUAAGACUUUCUUAAGCAAUUGAGUCCUUUUAUCUCUAUCCCAACAUGGCUUCUUUCUUUGGUUCUCCACCAUUUCUCUCCCACCCCCUAACUAGAACUCACCACUUAUCUUCAUCAUCACAAACACGUCCUCCUCCUCCUCCUCUGCCGCCGUCGCAGAAGCCACCUUCGCAACCGCAAACUCCACAGCCAGGGCAGCAGCUAAGUGCAACUUCAUCAGAACAGCCAACACCAGUAUCAGCUAAAGUAAUGCAACAACAAAAGGCCUCCAAGCCUGCAAGUUCAACCACUAAAGUUGAGUCUACAGACUGGAUAGCUUCCACCUUAACCAGGCGAUUCGGGCUCGGAGCUGGCCUUGCUUGGGUUGGCUUUCUUGCAUUUGGUGUCAUUUCUGAACAGAUCAAGACUCGUCUUGAAGUCUCCCAACAGGAAGCUAACACAAGAAAUGUUGAGAAGGAAGAAGAGGUGGUGUUGCCUAAUGGUAUAAGAUACUAUGAAUUAAAAGUGGGAGGUGGGGCUUCUCCAAGGCCAGGAGACUUGGUGGUGAUUGAUCUGCAGGGCAAAGUUGAAGGCAGUGGGGAAGUGUUUGUGGACACAUUUGAGAAGGAACAAAAGCCUUUGGCUCUAGUAAUGGGGUCUAGGCCUUAUAGUAAGGGAGUUUGUGAAGGAAUAGAGUAUGUGCUAAAAUCCAUUAAGGCUGGGGGUAAAAGGAGAGUGAUUGUCCCUCCAAACUUGGGUUUUGGAGAGAAUGGUGCUGAUUUAGGUUCUGGAGUCCAAAUUCCUCCUUUUGCAACACUUGAGUACAUUGUUGAGGUUGAUAAAGUCUCAAUUGCACCAGCAUGAUUUUUGAGAAAUUAAAGUUACCAGCAAAUAAAGAAGUACAACUACCAAAAUUUGUUGUAAAUCUUUUGUCACUGCCCUAGAAUCAUGAUUUGCCUACAAGGGAAGGAAAAGUAAACAGGUAUAAUUUACAAGUUCAAGUUGCAUCACAUAAUGCACUGACAAAAAUGUGAAAAGAAAGAAGAGGAGAAAAAAACAAAGAGAUCAAAAUGUAUAAUGGUAUGGCAAUCUGAACUUUGUUUUUUUUUUUUUUGUUCAAGCAUUAGUACAAGUGAUAUUCCUUAUCAAUGCACAGUAAUAUGAUGAGAAAAGAAAUGGAAAUUCCUACAUGAAUACAUAUGGUUUAUUAAUACUAUGUACUGGCUCUUGUAGAAUUUUGGUCACAAGCCUCAAAUGUGUGUGUGCAGUGGACUCUUAAAUUGUUACUUAAAAAACGAUUAUAUCAUCAAGGAAACUGAGGCCAAUUGAGAAGACAACCGAAGGGAAAGCAUACUUAUCUAACA